Molecule: messenger RNA, 2453 nt
Organism: Paramecium pentaurelia
Lineage: Eukaryota; Ciliophora; Oligohymenophorea; Peniculida; Parameciidae
Source: the annotation of a GenBank genome assembly
AUGGAAAAUAUGAUUAAAAAGGCUAAUACUCUUUAUGUAGCUAGUCAUCGCCCUUCUAAUGAUGGUUUGAUAUCUCCUUAAGGAGAAUCUAUAAAAUUUGUAUUAUAAAGUCCUAAUUCAAGAGAUGCUAAACAUACAAACAGAAUAAACAAAACAUCACUUCUUGAAUUAAAAAAGUUUUUUCUUAUUAUAUUUUCAUUAGGUCUAGAAAAUUAGCAUUAGAAUAUUAAAUGAAAAGAUUAAAUAAUAAAAGAAGAUUGAUGAAGACAUUUAGAAAAGUAUAUCUCAUAAGCAUGUUUCUUUCGAUUGCUAAAUAAAUGGAUUCUAAAAAGUUGAAAGGUAACCAUAAAAAGAAAAUACAUGAAUCAUUGAUUUAUCCAGUAAUUUGAAAUAUGUAUUUUAGCUAAGGAGGAUAGGCUUAAAAAGUUAUGGGAUAUUUUUAUGUUAAUUAUUUUGAUUUAUUGUUCUUUUUAUAUCCCUUUUGUGGCUGCUUUUGAAGAUGAAGAAAUUAUAUAUAGUGUAAGUAAAUGGAUAUUCUCAAUAAUAUUUUGUAAUUUAUUAUUCUUAUUUAUAGCUGUUGAUAUAAUUAUUUUAAUGAGAAUGUGUUAUUAUGAUGAAAAUAAUAAUUUAGUAUAAGAUUCUAUUUCAAUAAUCAAACAUUAUUUAUUUGGAUGGUUUAUAAUAGAUAUGAUCUCAGUUAUUCCUUUUUAAUAUUGUUAAUUAAUAAAAGUGUUUAGGAUCAAAAGAGUCUCAUAAAUAGUUAGUUCUUCUUCAUUAAAUUAAAAUAAAAUGUAAACAAUUAUAUAUUGAAUAGCUUGGAAUUUAUGUAUAAUUUUUUAGACGUAAAAUAAGCAACUUUAUUUUAAAUUUUAUUUUUUAGUUUAAUUGGAUUUCAUUAUUCAACUUGUCUCUGGGCUUUAUCAAGAUAAUGGUCAGAUCAAGGGAUUCCUAAAUAUAUAGAUGCUAUUUAUUGGGCAAUGUAAACUUUAUCAACAACUGGAUAUGGUGAUGUAACUCCUACAAGUAUGAUUGAAUAUAUAAGUACAAUUAUUUGCACACUUUGUGGGGGUAUAUUUAUGAGUUUAGUAAUUGGUAAUUUGAGUUCCAUUCUUGCUGAUAUUGAUACUGAAAGUUAAUUUAAUACAACAUUAAAUAACCUAAAAGUAUUAUUUAAUUAAGUUAUUAUACUUCCUGAAUAUAAAACAGAAAUAUCUAAUUUUAUUCUUACUAAUCAUAAACACAAUUAAAGUUGGUCUCUAAAUUAAUAAGAAUGGUUUAAAAUACUACCAUAAGAUUUAUAAAAUAAAAUUUUGUUGGCUGUUGCAAAAAAAGAAUUAUUAGGAAUCUCUUUAUUUAGAAUUUCUAUUCCAUUCUCAUUGAAAGUCAUUAGACAUAUAAGUCUGAUGAAGGCUAAAGCUGGAUAGCUAAUUUGGUUAAAAGGAGAUCCAGUAGAUGAAAUCUAUUUUCUUGUUGAAGGAAUGGUUUAGUAUAGAAAUCAAUUUGGAAAAGAACUAUUAGAAAUUCAACCAGGAUCUAUAUUUGGAGAAUAAGAAUAUUUCAACAGAAGAUAAAUUAUAUAAAGAUAAUAAUAGCGUAGUUAAUAUGCAAUAGCAAAAAAAGAUUGUUAUUAUUUAAUUAUUCGUAAUUCUCAUUUUUUUAAAUAUUUAAAAGAGUUUCCAGCUUUAUAAAAAUAUUUAUAAAUGUUAGUAGAACAUAGAUUAGAUGAUAUUUUAAUUAGAUUUAAACAAUAUGAAAUAGAAGCAGAGAAAGAAAGAGUUAGUGCUUAGAAAUUAGAAUUAAUUAAAUCUGCAAAUAGAAUAGAGGUUAGAGAUUAUAAAGGAAUUAUUAAACAUAAAUAAAGUGUGAUAUAUGAUACUAGGUAGAGUAACACUGAAAGCAUUUUAGAAAAAUUAUUAAAGAAUAGAAUCACAAAAAUUAAUAUGUUGAUGGAUAGGUUUAGAAAAGUUGUUUAAAUGAUCAUAUUUGCUAAUAGAACUUUAGAUAAACAAUAUUUAUCAUCUAAAACAACAUCAAUUUAAAAUUCAUAGACUAAUCUUUAUACAAAAAAAGUUAAAUCUAAUCAAGUUUUACCAAUGGGUAUUUUAUUAAAAAUGAGAUAAAAAUUUAUAGAAAUAAAAUAACUUAAGAAAAUUUCAUUAGCUAAAAGAAAUGAAUUUAAAAAAGUAUUUUAAGCAUUAUUUUAAAACAACAAUAAUGUAAUUAAUUAAUUACCUAGAAAUGAUAGUUAAGAGAUUUAAGAAAAAAAGAAAAAUGUUGUAUUAAUUCGUAAUCCUUCUUAAAAAUUAGAUGAAUUUUUUACAUAAAUGAAAGUAUUAUAAAGAAAUCUGAAUUUAGCAUAAUGGGCAAUACAAGAAAGUUAAAAGGAUUUAGAGAAGGAAAUGUAAAGUAUAAAUAGAUUAUUUGAUAAAUAAGAUUUCUCCAAAAUGAUUUGA